CCAGCAUCAAUUCAGUUCGGAUCGCAGAUUCAGAUAUUCUCCAUGUCCUCCAUCGCAAAUUAUUCUAUGAUCAGCUGGGCUUUACAGCACAUAAUGUCUGCCUGUUUUUAAUUCCACAACGAAAUGUCGAUCUCCGUUGGCUCUUCGCGGAAAAAGGAAGGAAGAGUAGUCCCAACGUAUAGACAUCUCUUGUCUCUCCAAGCCUUGACACCAGCAAAUCCUCUAAGGACCAUUGCCCACUGCGAUAUUGAUGCUGCUUAUGCUCAAUUUGAGCAGGUCCGGCUUGGAUUGCCUGACGAUAUACCUUUAAUCUGUGCGCAAUGGCAAUCAAUCAUUGCGGUCAACUAUCCCGCCAGGAAAUAUGGUAUCAAAAGGUUUACCUCCAUAGAAGAUGCUAAGAAAAUGUGCCCCCACCUAAGGAUACAGCAUGUCGCGACGUACCGUAAUGGCGAAAGUGAAGCCGGUUAUUGGGAUGAUGUUGAUCCUCGGACGCAUAAAGUCAGCUUGGAUGUAUACCGAAGAGAAAGUCUCAAAAUUCUAGCCAUAUUCAAGGAGAAGAUCCCUAGAGGCGAAAUAGAAAAAGCAUCGAUAGAUGAAGCAUUUCUUGACCUGACUCCAAUGGUCAUUGAAAGAUUGUUAGCUGCCCAUCCCUACCUUUCCAAGGUUCCUGAAGAUGCUCCAAAUGGUCUCGACUCUCCAUUACCUCCUCCUCCACCAAUCGAUUGGAGCAACGCUGGCUCUGUUUUUCCCAUCGACGGGAAAGAGGAUGGAUCCGGAACGGACCAUCAAGAAGAUAAAGAGGAAGACGAGAGAAGUGAAGAUGGUGAUGAAUUCGAUGGUCGGACUUCUGGGAGCAAUAGAGAUUCCUGGGAGGAUUGGGCGCUGUGUAUGGGUGGGGAGCUUAUGUCUAAUGUACGCGAAGAGGUAUACCUAAGGUUACAUUAUACAUGCACGGCAGGAAUUGCCCACAACAAGGCGAUGGCCAAGCUGUGCUCAGCUUGGAAAAAGCCUAAUAAUCAAACCAUCCUUCGCACAGCUGCUGUGCCAGCUUUUUUAAAUGGUCGAGACUUUACAGAUAUUCGAUCUCUUGGUGGCAAGCUUGGUGCAGCAAUAGCCCAACAGUUCGGUGCGAAGACAGUGGGCGAUAUGCUGACUGUAUCGCUCGAUGAGAUGCAAAGGAAAUUCGGUGAGGAGAGUAUCUGGGUAUACAACAUUCUCCGCGGAAUUGACCAUUCGGAGGUAACGGAUCGUGUCGCAACCAAGUCUAUGCUUGCAUCAAAAAGCAUCCGUCCAGCAGUCACGUCCCCUCAACAAGGUCAUCAAUGGCUUUCAAUUUUGGCGGGCGAAUUGAAUGUUCGUCUGAGGCAGUCAAGAGAAAUUAUGCCCGGACUUUGGCCCAAAACACUGGUCCUUAGCUAUCGCCAAGGUAUCGAACCUACCCGGUCUAGACAGAUUCCGUUUCCCUUCACGCGAAAUCUAUCUACAGAUUACAUUAUGAAGUAUGCCAAGAAGCUAUGGGAUGAGGCGACUCAACCCAUGUUGAAAGGCAACAUGAAGCUCAACGUUAUUGCCCUUUCCUUCACUGGUCUGGAGAAGCUUGAAGAGGGGCAGCAGGGAAUUGAAGGCUUCUUCAGUAACACGAAACCAAAGGCAGCUGAUGAGAGUACUAUUGGACCGUCAUCUUCGACGACAAUGCCCCGAGUAAUAUCGAAGUUGAAUAACAUCUCAAAGCGGACUCGAUCCCCAUCUUCUGAUUCCUCCUCAACAAUACCUACUGCAGUCGAAGUUCUACCCUCGAAAAAGGUCCGACCAAUGAAUCAACCUCUCUCGAAGCGCAAGAAAGGCUUGGACGCUUUCCUUAUCAAAAAACCUUCUGAUGUGACUUCUUCCUCCUCGCAUUCCAAUAUAUCUACCCCAUCUUCCGCAUCCGUUUCCGACUUGGAAAUAACUCCUAUCGAACCUCCCCAAUCAUCCCGUAUAUCUUCUCAUACGAAAACGGAUAUGGACUCUUGGACGUGUCCUAAGUGCGCGCAGACUUUUACUGUUCCGGAUGAACUGGACUUAGGUGAAGAGCAGGUUGGAUUGUUGAGAAGCAUGAAACAGGAGCAUGAGGAUUGGCAUUUUGCAAAGUCAUUGCAGGAUGGUGGUGAUGGUAAUGGCGGAACUAGCGCGCCUGGUCAACGGCGGAGCAAUACUACGCCUUCUCUCGGGCAAAAGGAAAAAAGAAAUGUAGAGGGUAUCAGAGCGUUCUUCACACCGAAACCGCAGUAAUCAUAUCUUGCCAUAGUAUAAUUUCUCGAUCCUUGGUCUUAUAACUGUUGUCGUAAAUCAAGCUGCACAAUUAUGCAAACCGUUU
Molecule: messenger RNA, 2356 nt
Organism: Cryptococcus deneoformans JEC21
Lineage: Eukaryota; Fungi; Basidiomycota; Tremellomycetes; Tremellales; Cryptococcaceae
Product: eta DNA polymerase, putative
Exons: 13
Coding region: 124-2271 (715 amino acids)
Biological process (GO): response to radiation; error-prone translesion synthesis
Cellular component (GO): nucleus; replication fork; site of double-strand break
Molecular function (GO): DNA-directed DNA polymerase activity; damaged DNA binding
Source: RefSeq, a predicted model, not a curated record